This is a messenger RNA of Malania oleifera, 871 nucleotides long. RefSeq lists its product as uncharacterized. The record is from RefSeq and is a predicted model, not a curated record. The transcript has a single exon. Lineage: Eukaryota; Viridiplantae; Streptophyta; Magnoliopsida; Santalales; Ximeniaceae. Bases 102 to 611 code for a protein of 169 amino acids.
CUCUCUCUCUCUCUCUGAAAACCCUUCAUCAAUUUUCUUUCUCCUUGUUCCUUUUCAAAAAAAAAUUUCUUUCUCCUUGUUCCUGCUGCCAUAUAUCUAGAAUGGGGAACUGCAUGAUGAUGGAAAGCUCCAGAGUUGUUGAAGCCGCAGAAGACGAGAAAUUACAUGAUGGGUCGCCAAGGACGAAAGCUCAAGAAAUGGAAAAGAAGAGGUCAGCUGCAGUCGCACCUAGUGCCCCUCACGCAGGAGGAGGAGACAAGCUGAAUGUUCAUGGCCAUGGCCCUGGCCCUGGACGGGGUGAUGAUCAGUACUACAGAAGUAGUACUUCUAAAGAAGGGGUAGUGAGGAUAAGAGUGGUGAUGAGCCAGAGAGAGCUCAAUCACAUCUUGAGAACUCACAAUAUUAAGAAAUUUUCUAAUAAUAAUUAUAAUAAUAGCGAGAAGUUCUCGACGUCCGUGGACCAAUUUUUAAAUGCAUUCAAGCUGGUGAGGAGGAACAGCGGGAGGGUGGUCCAUUACGCUGAUCAUGCACUUGUUGAAACCAGCAGGGAAGAAGAAGAAUCGGCUUCAGGCUGGAGACCAAGUCUGGAAAGCAUCCCAGAGGACCAUUAAUUCAUUCAUCCAUAUGGCGCCCCCUUCUUGUACUUUUUUUCUAUAUAAUAUCUCUCUCUCUCUCUCAAUAAAUGGCUUGUAAAUUUGUAUUUGGUCAUUUGAGGGUACAUGCAUGCAUGGAUGGAUCAUGAUCAUGUCACCAUACAUACGAAUUGUUUCUGGUUAAUAUCAGCGGCUAGCUAGGUGAUUAACUAAGCUCGUUCUAGCUUGAAUUUGAUAUAUACAUAUACAUAUACAUAUAUAUAUAUUCCUGUCCCAAA